UCGAAGGCGUCCGGUGACGCCGCGACGAGGCAGAUGACGCGCCUUUGGAGCUGUUGUCACUUUCUCCGCUCCUUAUCCGCCGCAGCCCGGCCCGGCUCGAGUGGUACCGGGUCCGAGGGCCCCGGGCCGGGUGUCUGUGCCGAUCACGGCCUGUAUGAGGGGACUUAGGAAUCCGGGGCCGGAAGCUAUGUGGUAGGAGGGCUGCGGCGGAGGCCUGCGCUCCUGGAGAUCAGGAGCAACCACUAAGAAACGAAGAAUGCAGAAAUCAGAGAGUCAUGGAAGCCUCCAGAUGAGAAACAGAGGGACAGGGACAUAUGAACAAAGAAUGUUGACAGGUGCCCAAGUAAAACAUAGAUCUGUAGUACACCAAAACAAGUUAUUACCUUCCAACAAUUCUCCAGAUUUUAUAAAGAAGCCUCACCCUCGUCCAAGUGAUAAACUUAAUCCUAAAACUAUUGACCCGUUUAGUGAUCAGCCACGUGCCUCUUCUGCUUUUGCUGCUAUUUAUUCCAAAGGAGGUAUUCCUUGCAGGUUGGUACAUGGUUCAGUAAAACACAAAUUACAGUGGGACUGUCUUCCUGAAACUCUUCCAUUUGAUCCUCUUCUUAUUACUUUAGCCGAGGGUCUAAGAGAGACUAAACACCCAUACACAUUUGUAUCGAAAGAAGGUUUUAAAGAAUUACUUUUGGUUGAAGGUGCUACUGAAAAAACUGUGCCCUUGCUACCUAGACUGAUUCCUGUUUUGAAGGCAGCUCUGACCCAUUCAGAUGGUGAAGUGUUUGAAAGGGGUUUGAAUGCUUUAGUACAGUUGAGUGGCGUUGUUGGGCCUUUUCUAAAUGAUCAUCUGAAGCAUUUGCUUACAAGUCUUUCCAAGAGACUAAUGGAUAAGAAAUUCAAAGAGCCAAUCACCAGUGCUUUACAAAAGCUAGAACAACAUGGUGGAAGUGGCAGCCUUAUGAUUAUCAAAGCUAAAAUUCCAACCUAUUGUUCCAUCUGCUCUUAAACCAAAGGAAUGAUAAACCAUUUGACUAAGUGGUGAGAGAUGUCAGAAGCUUGUGGUGAACAUCGUAGGAUCCUUUUUGAACAUGUUUCAUUUUUUAUCACAGCUGAUUUUCAUGUGAUAAAAAUUAAUACACAAAAUUGAUUCCACUGAAUCAUAGUAAAUAAGCAUUUAUCAACAUGGGAAAAUGAUUAUGGAAAACUAUUGAAAGGAUUUUGUGGGGUUUAUCACAUAUAAUUUUUUUUCUGCUACAGUUGGUUUGUAUUAAGAACCAGAGUUUUGUUUACAGUUUGAUAUUUGAUAUUUAUAUUUCAGUAUCUUUUAGUUAUAUCACCUGAUUGCACUAAUUUUUCAUAAUUACCCUGGCAUACUUAUAGGGUUUUUAGACCUAUCAGAGUCAUAGAAAUUUAGUAAGAGUGGUUAAACUGUUUAGUAACUCACUGAUAAAUUAUUGCUUAUAAACAGUUAUUUUUAUAAUAUGUAAUGCUUGGUGGAAACAUUCAGAACAUUUCAAAAUAAGAAUUUUUCAAUAGUGUAAAAUUCUGUUAUAACAUGUAAAUUAUUAUUUUACUAUAACCUGCUAAAACUAUAUAUGAGUUUUGGUGUUGUAAUAUAUAAGUAAAUGUUAUUUUUUUAUUUCCUCACCUAAAAGAAAUA
Molecule: messenger RNA, 1657 nt
Organism: Dromiciops gliroides (monito del monte)
Lineage: Eukaryota; Metazoa; Chordata; Mammalia; Microbiotheria; Microbiotheriidae
Gene: PACRGL
Product: parkin coregulated like
Exons: 9
Coding region: 257-1003 (248 amino acids)
Source: RefSeq, a predicted model, not a curated record